GACGGAGUCCAGGAACCCGUUUUCGUGUAGUGACGGUAGUGUGGAAUGUGACAGGCGCGGCGCGGCGGCCUCACGGUGCUGGUUGUGCGAGCCGAGCAGGGGGCGGCGAGCGGGGGUCUCUGACCCUGACCCCGGCCUUGCCUCGCCCGCGCGCCCAGCCUGCGAGAGGGACCCCAUACGUUCAAGCCCUUCUGCAAGCGUCGCCACCUGGACAGGUGAUCGGCGCGCAGCAGUACGUCGUCAAGCCGAUGAUGUCGGAGCACGCCGAGACGGUACUGUCGGAGCACAUCCUGGCGCACUCCGAGCUCACCGAGGAGGUCGUCAACGAGAAGGGCGUGUCGCUCGGCAACGCCCUUAUGCAGUUCGACGAGUACGUGCGGUCGCUGCAGAUCGACCCCUGCUCCCCGAACUUCUGCCUGGUGACGGACGGCCAGUUCCCCCUCCGGCAGUGCCUCCACCCGGAGAGCUGCUCCAAGAACAUCGACCUGGCGCCGUACUACAACACCUUCCACGAUCUGCGAAAGGACUUCAGGGCCUUCUAUUCAGCGCCCGAUGUCGUCAAUUCCAUCAAGGAAAUGAUAACUUAUUUAAGCAUGACAUUCGACACGGAAAACGAGUUUUACGUGAAAGAAGCCAAAGACAUGGUCAACAUCGUCCACAGGUUGAUCGCUGACGGUAAGUGUUCUGCAAUAACAAAGUAAUGCAUGAUGAUUAUUAUUUUUUUUAGAAGAACGCAGUCGUACAUGCAGUACUAGUUUUGAAGCUUCAGCAUGUGUGAUGCGGCCUCCCCGUCCAUCAAUUAGUUCUUAUCUCCGAAUCAGAGCGCUCGUUGGGAGGGGGUGGUUAUUGUCGAGAUAUCGAAGCGAUUAGGAGGGGGCCCUCCACGGCGCGACGACGCCCCCUCUGGCCCUCUCUCUCUGCUGAUAGCGAUAAGCGCGCGCCUUGUCCUUACAAGGGGGCUUAGGCAAGUGUAAAUUCCCGAUCUUGCCCAAACUCGGUAUAUUUGUUUCUUAUCUAUGUUGAUGGCGACUGACGGUAGUAUUUUUUCCUGAGUGUCAAUUUCUAGGGUACUUUAGGGGAGGCAAUAAUGGAAAAAAUAUUGAAUUUGGGCCAAAAAUGACGGAAGGAGGUCUCAAAUCGAAAAGUUGCAGAGGAACUACCCCCCCAAAACCGCUCAUUUUGAGUCAGAAUAUCACUUAAUAUUUGUACAAAAGUAGAAAUUUGUAUUUUUGAAAUUAUACGCUAUUAUACGGCUUUUAUAGGGAGUUUCGGCACAUGACUCUCAGGAAAAAUUUGGUCGGCAUUCGUCACCUACAUAGAUAAGAAGCAAAUAUACCGAGUUUGGGCACGAUCGGGAAUUUACACUUGCCUAAGUUCCCUUGUUAGCUCCCAAUGACUGGUGGUGACGCCCGCACUGAUCCAUAUACGACGGCUUUCGGGCCGUUCGUCGUGUUAUGACUUCCCGUUUCGGAAUGCAGUCGCUUCCCUCGUCACGUCCGUCAGGUAUAGUGAAGGGUCGUUGGGGCAGCGGCGACAAGGGCGGCGCGCUAUGCGGCCGCUCUAGGACCCGUCUCCUGUCGCCGCACCGAGACCGAGGACGACCUCGCCGUCGCUGUCGCCAGCC
This is a messenger RNA of Frankliniella occidentalis (western flower thrips), 1624 nucleotides long. Its product is annotated as RNA-binding protein fusilli-like. Gene Ontology annotation, biological process: exonucleolytic trimming to generate mature 3'-end of 5.8S rRNA from tricistronic rRNA transcript (SSU-rRNA, 5.8S rRNA, LSU-rRNA). Bases 249 to 701 code for a protein of 150 amino acids. NCBI's taxonomy places the organism in Eukaryota, Metazoa, Arthropoda, Insecta, Thysanoptera, Thripidae. Gene Ontology annotation, molecular function: 3'-5'-RNA exonuclease activity; nucleic acid binding. The transcript is spliced from 4 exons. The record is from RefSeq and is a predicted model, not a curated record.